CGGGACAUGGCGUGGUGCGUGGCGUGCUGCACUGAUGAGUCGCAGCAACCAGUGGAAGUCAUCGCCUCGGAGGUGGUAAAGUCUCCGUCGUUCAAGGCGGUGAAUCAUGCAGCGAGUUCACGGAGUUCGUCCAAAGCGGCAGAUUCCGAAGGGAGGUCCUUCACCGUGGUGGUUCCGACCAAGGACUUUAGUACCUUGGGCCUCCAGAUGGAUGCGACGGAACCUCGUUUUCCCAUGGUUUUGGGAAUCGAAGACGGAGCCAUUCAGGAGUUUAACAAGGUCUACCAGGGUCCAGGCAUCCAGCCCUUUGAUGUCUUGAUGGCCGUAGAUGGAACCCAGAGUUGGGAUGCCAUUCGUAAGAAGAUGGCAGGCAAGUUACCUGACAGGCUGUUCUUGAGCCUGCAUCGACCACGAAGAAUAGAAGUUCUUGUGGAAAAGACAGGGCAGGGAACCAUGGAGACCAUGGGGAUGAGAUUGGCUUAUACAGAUAAAUCUGUUGGAGUCUUUGUUCAAGAGAUACAUCCCAAAGGCCUCAUAGCAAAAUGGAAUGCAGCGCGUGAUGCUGGUGAGAGGAUUGAAGUGCUGGACCGUAUCGUCGAGUUUGAUGGCAAAACUUGCACUGGCACCCAGUUGGCCAUGCUGCUUGAGGAGCAGAAGACUUGGCGUCUGACGGUGCUGAAGCACGAUGAAUGUGACAAUCAGGUCCUACAAGGCUUGAGUCGUCAGAGUUUCUGAUGCCAGGACUGGCUCAUUCACAUUUGACCCAUCGGACUUAUGCCUCAGUUUCACUCGAGUCUUGAUAAUUUAAUAGUGUCGUACAGCGGACGGUUUGUCCAUAGUGCAUCAUAGUGCAUCCCGGCGAACACACAAAUUGGAAUUCACUGCGGCGAAAA
Molecule: messenger RNA, 893 nt
Organism: Cladocopium goreaui
Lineage: Eukaryota; Dinophyceae; Suessiales; Symbiodiniaceae
Source: the annotation of a GenBank genome assembly